GCUGACUGGGCCCAUCCCACGGUGGCCUUUCCAUCGCCCAGCGACAGGGCACCAGGGGCACCAGGGCACUUAAGGGACAGUUGGAUGGACCCUUUAGCUCGUUCGGUCGACUCAUUUUACUUUGAUGAACACCCCUGGCACCGCCCAAGCGAGAGAGGGAGCGGUGGACAUACGAGCAUAGUCCAAGUUGUCCUUCCUCCCCUUUGAUUGCACAUGCCUCUGGACCUCUUCCUCUCUCUACUGAUGAGAUAGUGAUUGGCAAUUGCACUCAUUUGCAGACGAUAUCGGUACCGCGCAGACCCAGAUCUACAUCUACAAGUCCAUAUUCUGGAUAUUCUGGAGACUGGCACAGACUCUGGCACUGACACCACUUGACACACACCUUCGUUACUCCGUGCUGCUCACACCGAUAUUCCGACCCCGAACCGGCCAAUCCUGCUCAUCCAAUUCCCCCCCAGUGCGCCACCGCCUUCGACCUGCCAGGCAGUCUGGCAGUACCCUCUGGUCCACUGCAGUACUCGCUCGAGUGUGUUUCGUUUCGUUUCGAGGUCAUCCUUUGUUGGUCUGGGCCCGGAAUACCGACCACCCCUUUCAGCUGCCUCGGGAGCCCGUGAACUUCCACCGUUGGGAUCAUUAGCCUUUUUGUGCACAUGUAACCGCAUGGCUGGUGCACCAAGUGCCGCAGCUCGUUAUCCUCGAUUUAGAUCUCUUUCAUGGAGACGGUAAUUUACGACGAGACUCCUCUCGCCGAGUACCUCAAGGAUGAGGGCGAGGAACAACAACGAGACUGGGCGCAACAGGAACCAGACGUCAUCAUAGACACACCACCACCGAGCCCCCCAAGUCCUUCUUUCGCCCCUACAGGGAGGCCUCUGGUCAAGGCGCGCUUCCGCAGCAAGAUACCCGAUGCCCUGAACAUCAAGCUUCCCACGCCCAAGAAGCGCCUGAGCUCUUUACAACAUGGAGCGACCGCAGUCGCAACCAAGCUAGACCGCGCAGAUAAUUCAAAGUUCCUGGAGCAAUUCCGCUACACGAUCGUUGCGUCCCAAUUACUAAGUGGUCACUCGAUACUGGGGCAACAUGGCCAGGCGCAGAGCUCCAAGAUCCACCCGGAGAGCGGCCAAGAUCCGAACAUACCUACGCAGACCGGCUUGCUCCUCACGGCUGUUGGGGCGCUCGGGCUCGCCUGGUUCAUCAGCUGGCUGUACGGGGGAGGAGUCUCGCACCUGACCAAGAAGAGGGUGGUCGUCUUCGUCGUCGUGUUUGGUGUCGCUGGUGUCGCGUCACAGGCAUAUAUAAAGCAACAAUGGCUCAAAUACGUCAGGGAGCAGGCGCUGACGGAGAUGAAAACCUUUGUGUCAAGAGCACAGGACUUUGACAGCGCAUCGAGCGCCGCAGUGGCCCUGGUCCAGGAGGUGGAGCUUGUUUCCCGCGGAUAUCGCCUCAGCGCACCACUGCCACCUAUCAGCCGAAUCGAGGACCAGAGCCAGACCCGGAGAUGCGUGAGGCUCAGGAAAGCUCUGAGGAAGAGCUUCGGGGCUAUCAUUGCCAAGUACGAACAGGCUUCCUCGGGGAUCAAAGGCUUCUCCGAACAGCUGGAUCUGGAGCGGUACUACGAUAUUUACGACAUUAGCGACCUGGACAUGUCGGAUGCCAUGCAGGGAUAUUCGGAGGGCGAAUUUGAGGACAUGGAGUCACUACGAACUCUGAAAAUCGUGGCAUCUCGGUUUCAUAUACUGCGAAAGAUGUUCCUUUGCGCGCUUCUCUCGAUGGAAGCACAAGGCGACGACUCCGAUUUCAUGCGAUGGACAACUGUGGUCGAAACUCUGAAAACACUCAACGAGGCUACGGCUGCGUCUUACAAGCGGGUAGGGGACAUUCUGGGGGAGGAACAGUCAUUCAAACCGCCGGUCUCACUCGCAGACAAGGGCCCGCUGUCACCCGGACGCGAGAGGUGGCGCUCACAGCUUAGCAAGCUGAAUUCGCUCACAACGGGUAUCCGCGGGCUACAAGCUAAGAUGACCUUGCUCCGGGAGGAGUCUGAUCGUGCCUUGGACAACGCCUCCGAUCUCUCGGAGCUGGGACCAAGCCUGAUGGCACAAUACGAGUCGAUCGGCUCGGACCUGAAGAUGCUCCAGCAGGCAUGGGAGGAUGGCAGAGCCGCUUUGGCGUCGGGUAUCGACCGCAACGAGAAGCGUCUUUCAUCCAUCAGUGGCAUACUUUCACCAGCCAUCUCCUUGGGGGGAUUAACCACGGUCGAGGAGAGCGGUGGAAGUGUCUCGGACGCGCUCAAAGCACUUACUGGGGAAUCACCGGAUAGCCCCGAGGCGGGCAGCAAUUCUGGGGAGAGCGAGGAGAUAUUCGAGGCCGUUGCGGGGCCACCACCACGACCCAGGAGUAUGCUCACGAGAGGAGAGAGGAUAGCGAAGAUGAGGGAGGAGCGCGAGAGGAGAGCAGAGACAAAAGACAAGUUCGAGGCGAACCGUGGCAUGCUGAAAGAGCUCGAGAUGGUCAUCAACCUCCGCCCGAACAAGAACAGGAGGCAAACACUGCCCCCACCGAACCCGAACCGCGUCGUCUCGCUGUGAGCGAGUACCCUUUCCGGGCUGCAUCCCUUGCCGCUCCUUUCAUGAUUAACGUUUGCUCAUUUUUUUUUCUUUGGUUUUCCGGUUUGCUUGCUUUUACAAACAUGGCUCUCGGCGUUACAUCCGGCGGCGGCGGCGGCGGCGGCGGCUUCCAGUCCUUCGAGGAUACCUUUUCUUGAAAUUUUCUGACAUCAAUCUCCUUGCGUUGAAAAAUGCAUACAGCGGCGAUACCAAGCAGCCUGUACAAAAUCAUAUAGAGCUUGAGGGGCGACGGAACUCAAGGGCGUUGAGGAGAAUUCGUGUGUUUGAAUCCAAGGCACUUCUGAUGUGGCCUUGGAGUAUAGUCGAUAAUGUUUGGUCCUGUACAGUAGGAAUAUACUGACCGAGCUACAAGCCAAAAACACAUCAUCAAUAAAUUAAAAAUUAUACAAA
Diaporthe batatas is the source of this 3017-nucleotide messenger RNA. RefSeq lists its product as uncharacterized. Gene Ontology annotation, biological process: cell-cell adhesion. The coding region runs from base 714 to 2588 and encodes 624 amino acids. The record is from RefSeq and is a predicted model, not a curated record. Gene Ontology annotation, cellular component: plasma membrane. Gene Ontology annotation, molecular function: myosin binding. NCBI's taxonomy places the organism in Eukaryota, Fungi, Ascomycota, Sordariomycetes, Diaporthales, Diaporthaceae. The transcript is spliced from 3 exons.